AUGGCUCGCCGGAACCAGCCAUCAAGCGCCAGUGGCACGAAGUCCACGACGGGCCGGUCGACUAUGGGCCUCCUCGGCAAGGUCGCUCUCGCCACCGGUGCCGGUGUAGGCGGUUAUCUCCUCUACAACGCUUAUGAGCAGGAUCCCGCGGCGUACAACGAGGCAGCUUACCAGGCUUACACCUCCGCCUGGGAUGGUGCGAACGCCGCCCGGGACACAGUCCAGCCGUACCUCUCCACUGCCCAGCCCUACCUCUCCACUGCCCAGUCGUACCUCUCCACUGCCGCCAACACCGCACGCGAGUACGGAACGUCUGUCUGGUCACGCGUCUCUGAGUACGCUCCCAUAUCCAAAUACGCCUCUUCCGUCGGGCAGAGUGUGGCUUCCGGAUGGUGCCCUGAAGCUACCUUGGGUGCGGUCGGAUUGGGCGGUGCGGGUGUGUUGUAUUCCCUGUGGCCGACCGGGGGUGGCCAUUCUGGAAAGGCGAGCUCUCAAGGCCAGUAUUCCGGGUCGGAGACGGAUACUCAAUCAGCACUCGCCGCUCACUCAGCUCAGAGUACGGGGACCUUCCGGUUGCGGACGAAGCCGGAGGGGGAUCAACAAGUCGAGAGGACGAGGGACCAGCGUCAGAGCCGCGCGGGAAGACUACCAGGGACAAGAAGCCACCAGACGGGGAGGACGGCAACGGCCCGGGCAGCUGCUGUCAGGGGUUACCCGGUCCCCUUGGGCAAGUCGGCGCACAUACAGUACUGUCGCCCGCGCAGAGAGGGAGCGAGGUGA
This is a messenger RNA of Dioszegia hungarica, 780 nucleotides long. RefSeq lists its product as uncharacterized. Lineage: Eukaryota; Fungi; Basidiomycota; Tremellomycetes; Tremellales; Bulleribasidiaceae. The transcript has a single exon. The record is from RefSeq and is a predicted model, not a curated record. Bases 1 to 780 code for a protein of 259 amino acids.